UGGUCAACCUCGUCCAAGUUUUAUCGCGAACAAUAAUAACCUCUCCUAUGUUUUUUCUUUGCCUUCUGUUUCCAUUCACACGUGGCAGACAGGAAUUCCAGGUAAGCUCCCCCCCGCUUUAAUGGGGCGCCAGCUCGGACGACACGUGUCGAGACCUGAGUCCGCUAGCUCGCCGUGUUAUCUCCCGUUCUCAACACGUGGCGCCGAGCCAGUUGACACGUGUCUCCUGCCAUGCACGCCCACGUCCAUCGAUCUCACCCCCUUCUUCUUCCGAGCGCUCUGCUUAAUACCACCGUCGUUCUCGUUCCACGUCUCUCAUCAGUUCUCAACUUUUGAAAGUUCAAACGCACACAAAACACGUACAGACUCGAGAGAGCAAACAUGGCUUCGGAGCAAGUCUCGCGAAGAAGAGAGAACACCACGAACGAGCGAGAGAUCCACGUGGAGACGGACAAGGUCCCCAAGAUGACGAUCCACUUCGAGUCCCUCGCCGAGAAGGCGCAAGCCUCGGACCCGGCUGGCGGGAAGGAGGCUCCGCAUGGCGAGGCUCGUCUGGAGCGAGAGGGGAGAGAGACCGCAGGACAGACGGAGACGACGGCCCGACAUGAUCGAGAAGUGAGGGAGAAGGAGAAGGAGAAGGAGAGUAGCGACGGCAAGCAGUUGGAGUCCCUGGCGGAGAAAGUGAAGACCAUCGAUGUGGGAGGUCAGAAGGGGGGUUAUGAGGGUGGUGAGAGAGGGGGUCGUGGGACGAGAGGAGAGUCGCUGGCGGAGAAGGUGGAGAAGAUAGAGAUUGGCGGAGCGCCCAUGAAAGGAGUGAGUCGGGGUGAAGAGGGAGAGAAAAAGAGAGAAAGAGGAGGCCAGGAGGGGAGGGAGAGGAGCGAAGGCGGUCGUCAACAUCAUGGGGAAGGUGGAAGGAGGACGGAGAGGGAGACUUAUCAGGUUGAAGAGAAGGGAGGCCGAAUGAGAGGAGAAAGUGCCCCAGAAACGGAAAGGAAAGGUGGCGAGGAGAUGCAGGGCCAAAAAAAGGGCCACGAAGAAGAAGCACAACCUACUCUAGAAGAAGUUUCGAGAUUAAGAGCAUUGGCCCAGCAGAAUUCGAUGGAAAUACUGAGAGCUGCGGAGGAGCGCUACAACCAAGCGAAAGAAUUGGCGAAUCAAGGACUCGGUACAGCUUCAGAGAAGGCCGCUCAAACAAAGGACACGGUCCUUCAAGGUGCUCGUGCCACGACUGAGUACAUGGCAGAGAAGGGUGCGAGGGUCAAAGACACAGCCGUUGAAAAGGGUCAGCAGGGUCUUGCGGCUGCGAAGGAAACCGUGCUCAGUGCCGGAAAAACUGCUAAGGACUACACCAUUCCAAAGGCAGAGCAAGCUAAGGACUACACGAUGCAAAAGGCUGCAGAAGCCAAGGACUACACACUUCCAAAGGCAGAGCAAGCUAAGGACUACGCAAUGCAAAAGGCCACAGAAGCUAAGGAUAAGACGGUGGAGAUCUCUAAAGGAGUUGCCAAUUACACGGGAGAGAGAGCGGUUGCAGCAAAGGAAGCGGCGGUGGAGACCAGCAAGGGCGCGGCAGAGUAUGCAGGGAAAGCGGCUGUGGAAGUCAAGGAUAAGACAAUUGCGGCUGGGUGGGGAGCUGCUCAUUACACUGCCGAGAUAACGGUGGAGGGAACGAAGGCUGCUGCCAGGGUCGUUCAGGGAGUCGCUGAGAAGGCAGGAGAGGUUGCUCUUGGUGCGGGACAUAAGGCUGCAGAGAUUGCUGCCAAGCCCUUGGUUGCAGCAAAGGAUGUGGCAGCUGCGACUGGUGAAAAGGCCAAGGAGUAUACAGCCAGGAAGAAAGAAGAAGCUGAAAGACAGCUAGAAGCCAAGAAGUCAGCCGAAAACCAGGAAACAGAAGGGGCUGAACGGCCCAAAGAUGUAGUGUCGCAAGCCAAAGAAAUGGUGGAAGGGGGGGCUAGAAGAGCGAAGGAGACUACCCAGGAAAUCCUCAAGGGAUCGACCGAGGAGGGAAAGAUGGGGACCGGCGAGCAGGUCGCUCAGGGAAAAACAGAACACGGAAACACCGAGGAGCAGCAGCCCGGAGGGGGUGUACUUGAACAGCCCAAAGGUAUAGUCACACAAGCCAAAGAAACGGUGGAAGCAGGGGCUAGAAAGGCGAAGGAGACUGCCCAGGGAAUCCUUGAGGGAUCGACCAAGGAGGGAAAGAUGGGGACAGGCGAGCAGGUCGCUCAGGGCAAAACAGAACACAGAAAGACCGAGAAGCAGCAGCCCGGAGGUGGCGUACUGGCUGAACAGCCCAAAGGUGUGGUCGCACAAGCCAAGGAAAUGGUGGAAGGAGGGGCUAGAAAGGCGAAGGAGACUACCCAGGAAAUCCUGGGGGGAUCAACCGAGGAGGGAAAGACGGAGACCGGUGAGCAGGUUGUUCAGGGCAAAACAGAACACAUAAAGACCGAGGAGCAGCAGCCUGGAGGUGGUGUACUGGGAGCAAUUGGCGAGACUAUAGUGGAGAUUGCGCAGACAACCAAAGAGUUUGUGGUCGGGCAGGACGAGCCAGGAGGCGAAGAGGCAAACCUCGCUUUCUCGGCCUCCUCAACGGACCGUAGCGAGCAAGGAGAGCAUAAGCAAGACCGCUGUAAAUAGAGGUUGGCCACAGAAGGUUCAUAGCUCUGCUUUGAUUUAGGAUGGGAAGAGGAAUGUAGAGUUGAGAGGUGUGCCAAUGUGAAAACGUGAGAGGACGAACCUGCGAAGCAAAUAAAACAGUUUUCUAGCUCUUGUCCUAGUGAAACUGGUGGAUGUACAGAUAGAGAAUGUUUGUUGUAUGGUGAACUUUCGUGUAAUAAACGAUUCUGGAAUGGUUAAGAUUUCCAUUUCUGAGUGACC
Messenger RNA from Eucalyptus grandis, 2877 nucleotides. RefSeq names its product seed biotin-containing protein SBP65. The transcript has 3 exons. The record is from RefSeq and is a predicted model, not a curated record. Bases 382 to 2637 code for a protein of 751 amino acids. NCBI's taxonomy places the organism in Eukaryota, Viridiplantae, Streptophyta, Magnoliopsida, Myrtales, Myrtaceae.